Camelus dromedarius (Arabian camel) is the source of this 543-nucleotide messenger RNA. RefSeq lists its product as uncharacterized. The record is from RefSeq and is a predicted model, not a curated record. The transcript has a single exon. Bases 1 to 543 code for a protein of 180 amino acids. Lineage: Eukaryota; Metazoa; Chordata; Mammalia; Artiodactyla; Camelidae.
AUGGCGCCACCACCAGCAUCAAAUGCCACAACCAUACUACCACCGCCACCAACACCACCACCAUCAUGUCACUACACAGAGCUGCAUCAGUUAACACCACCACCACUAACAUCAGCACCUCAGUCGUCACUACCACCAUCAUUGCUUCCAUCAACAUCAUCAGAUCAUCACGACCCACUACAUCACUGCCAUCGCUACCACCACAUCACCACCUUCCCCACGACCCACAACACCGUCAGCACCACCACCCACACCAUCACCAUCAAUGCGAUUUUCACCAUGUCACCACCAUCAGCAACGUCACCGGCACAAUCAUUACCACCACCACCACCAUCGAUGCCAUCAACACCAUCAAACCAUCACUGCUACGUCUCUGCCGUUGCCACCACCAAUGUCACCAAUGUCAGCACUACUGUUACAUUAUCAACAGCAUCACCUUUACCAUCAGAGACAGGGCCCCGUGGAGGCAGCAGGCAGGGUCUGGGCAGCGGGCAGUCCCCCCCCGACCCCUCCUGGGAGGCUGAGGACGAGUGCUGGGCGUGA